AUGGACGUGGCGCUGAUCUUCUGCCGGACCAAGGUGGACUGUGACAACCUGGAGAAGUACCUCAUCCAGCGCGGCGGAAAAAACUACUCGUGCGUCUGUCUCCAUGGCGAUCGCAACCCGGCAGAACGAAAAGCCAACCUGGAGAAGUUCAAGAAACGCGAGGUGAAAUUCAUGAUCUGCACCGAUGUGGCUGCCCGAGGAAUCGACAUUAGUGGACUCCCCUACGUGAUCAACGUGACGCUGCCGGAUGAGAAACAGAACUACAUUCACCGCAUUGGUCGUGUAGGUAGAGCCGAGAG
Molecule: messenger RNA, 299 nt
Organism: Candidula unifasciata
Lineage: Eukaryota; Metazoa; Mollusca; Gastropoda; Stylommatophora; Geomitridae
Source: the annotation of a GenBank genome assembly